AUGGCCCCUCCACAGUACAUUAUCAAUGCUCAUGUUUUUGGCGAGACAUAUGACAACGAAGAAGUUGGUUUUCUGUUUAGAAACACCGAGGUUAAACGAUUUUGUUUAAGCAGAAAAGCAAAUUUCAGUUACUUCAAAGGGAGAUUAGAGACGAAGCUUGCAAUGGGUGGUGUAUCCCAGAUUUUUUACCAAUAUCAAUUUCUUCGUGGGGACAACUCGGUCAAGUUUAUCCAAGUUGAGAUCAAAGACGAUGAAGACAUGCAGAAUAUGUUUGCCAAUCAUGAGUAUUCUGGUUACGACUGCAUAGAAUUGUAUGUUACUCUACCAGAAGUUGAACCCACACAAAUGGUUGAGUCACAAGUCAUUGAUACACUUGGAGACGAGCAAGCAGAGGUCGGCGUUGUAGAUGAAGAAGAAGAAGCACCGGAAAUAGAAGUUGAUAACUUGGUCAACGAGGAAAGUGAAGAUGAACCGGAAGUUGUUGUACCACGAGAUCAAGUGCAUAUGCCUCCAGCGCACAUGAGGAACUUGAAUUUUGAAGGGGAUGACGAACCAUCGACUGAUAUUUUCUAUGAUCCAUACACUCAAACAGAUCAACGGUUAAAAGUAGGAGACAGAUUUCGGUCUAAGGAGGCAUGUAUCAUGGCCAUAAAAAGAUUUCAUAUGGCAAACAAUGUUGAUUUUAGAGUUGAUCGCGCCAAUGUCGAAAGGUACAAAAUUUAUUGUGGAAACACUGAUUGUGGAUUCAGGUUGCAUGCAUCAUACAGGAAGAGAAGUGAUUCAUGGGUUAUAGGAUAUAUUUCCCAAGAUCACACAUGUGUUAACACAAAUGUUUCACAAGAUCACCGUAAGCUAAGUUAUGACAUUAUUUGUCAAGAAAUCUUGCCUCUAGUUGAAAAAGAUCCAUCGUUAAAGGUGAAAACGAUAAUCUUUCAUAUCGUUGCAACAUACAACUACACUCCGUCUUAUAGAAAGGCGUGGCUGGCGAGACCAAAGCGAUCGAAGUUGUGUAUGGAAAUUGGGAGGAUUCGUACAAACGACUCCCACAUUUCUUAUAUGCGCUUCAAAUUUUUGCUCCUGGAACCGUUACUAUUUUAG
Molecule: messenger RNA, 1098 nt
Organism: Vicia villosa (hairy vetch)
Lineage: Eukaryota; Viridiplantae; Streptophyta; Magnoliopsida; Fabales; Fabaceae
Exons: 1
Coding region: 1-1098 (365 amino acids)
Source: RefSeq, a predicted model, not a curated record